AUGCUGGGAGCAGGAAGCAGCAGCCACUGGAGAGGGGAGAAGACCAAGGCUGGACUGGUCACAGCCAUGCUGCUCCUAGGAUUCUUCGUGAACACCUCAGUUGCAGCCGUGUUCCAAAUUGAAGAAAAGCCAACACUCUGGUUUGAGGGAGGGUCACCGGUCCAUCCCUGGGACAAUGUGACUCUGAUAUGCAAAGCCAUCCAAGCUACUCAAGUCUUCCGGCUGCUGAAGGAUGGGGUGGCCCAAAACCCUGUCAACCUCAGUUUCUCUGCCUCUGAGUAUCGGUUUCCUCUGGGGAAGGUGACAGAGGACAUGAGGGGCAUCUACCGGUGUGACCAUCGAUUGUCCAACAAGUGGUCCCGGAUUAGUGAUCUGGUGGAACUGACAGGGAGAGAGAAGAAGAGGGUUCUUGACCAAAGUCAGAAUCUAAGAAGGGAACCCAUUCUCAUCAGUUUCCCUUUUGGUCAGGAGAGAAGGGACCUGCUGGUCACCACCAAUGCUAUUCUUGCAGAGAACCUCCCUCCACCCUCCCUAUCUGUGCAGCCUGGCCCCUGGCUGAUCAGAGGAGUGACGACCACGGUCCUCUGCCAAGGACCCAUGAGUAGGGCGAUAUUUUCACUAGUGAGGGCAGGGCACUCCCAAGUCAUCAAGAAGUGGAUUCACGAAGAAGCAAAGGCCGUCUUCCCCAUUGCUCUAGCUGGGAGCUACAGCUGCAGCUACACCACCACCGAGCUCCACGAUACCUCAUGGCCUCCCUCAGAGCCCAGUCAGACAGUGACCAUUGAGGAGCUGGAUGCAAUGCCGAUCCUGCUAAAGUCAGGAAACAGAGUGGAAAAUGUGACUUUCACUACCAAAGAACCUGGGACAUGUUACUUCAAUUUCAACAUUCAGGAGGGAGGCUCAUACACCUGCCGCUACACACUCAGUAGCGUACAGACAAUCUGGUCCAGGGACAGCCGCCCUUUGGAGAUCUUCGUGAGCGAUGGCUCUCUCCCCAAACCCACUCUGUCGCUGGUGUCCAAAGACCUCAAGCUGACACCAGGCAGUGAAGUGAUUCUGAGGUGCCAGGGAUCCCUGGCUGGAGCCACUUUUGUGCUGGUCAAAGAGGAUGUGAAGCGCCCCCUGCAGGUGGUGAGCGCGACGGGAUCUAGCGUUGAUAUCAGCAUCCCAGAGAUCGGGGUCCACGUGUCAGGAAAUUACAGCUGCCUGUACUUAAAGACCAGGAAUGGGAGCUCGGGGUCCGGGCAGAGUGAGACCUUGGCACUGCGUGUAAAGGGUUUGAUGCCCAAGCCCUUGCUGUGGUCUGUGUGGAGCAACACUGUGACCCCAGGCCGCGACAUUCUGCUACAGUGCAUGAGCCCUCUCCCCGAUAUGCGGUAUGAGCUCCAGCAUGAGGGGAAAGUGGUGAUUCAUAUGGAUUACCACUCACACAACAAUAUAGCCAACUUCCCACUGUUCAACGUGGGGCCCCAGCACGCAGGAAACUACAGCUGCCGCUACUACACUUAUGAUGGAAAAUCGUAUGUCAGCUCUGAGGACAGUGACCCCAUGGAGCUCCGGGUGGAAAAGGGGUCACUGUGA
Messenger RNA from Chrysochloris asiatica (Cape golden mole), 1581 nucleotides. Its product is annotated as alpha-1B-glycoprotein-like. The transcript has 7 exons. The coding region runs from base 1 to 1581 and encodes 526 amino acids. Lineage: Eukaryota; Metazoa; Chordata; Mammalia; Afrosoricida; Chrysochloridae. The record is from RefSeq and is a predicted model, not a curated record.